AUGAACCGUUACACAAUCAUCAAACAACUAGGUGAUGGCACCUACGGCAGCGUGUUGAUGGGGAAGAGUGUCGAGUCAGGAGAACUUGUGGCUAUCAAAAGAAUGAAAAGAAAGUUCUACUCAUGGGAUGAAUGUAUGAAUUUGAGAGAAGUCAAGUCUCUGAAGAAGCUGAAUCAUGCCAAUGUAAUCAAAUUGAAGGAGGUUAUACGAGAAAAUGACCACCUCUACUUUGUGUUUGAAUACAUGAAGGAAAAUCUCUAUCAGUUAAUGAAGGACAGAAACAAGUUGUUCCCUGAGUCAGUCAUCAGAAACAUGAUGUAUCAGAUACUACAAGGGCUAGCUUUUAUCCAUAAACACGGAUUUUUUCAUAGAGAUAUGAAGCCAGAAAAUCUUCUAUGCAUUGGACCAGAGCUUGUGAAAAUAGCAGACUUCGGGUUGGCAAGAGAGCUAAGGUCUCAGCCACCUUAUACAGAUUAUGUAUCUACCAGGUGGUACCGUGCUCCUGAAGUUUUGCUGAGAUCAUCUAUUUAUAGCUCACCUAUUGAUAUGUGGGCAGUUGGCAGCAUAAUGGCUGAAUUAUACACCCUCAGACCACUUUUCCCAGGCACAAGUGAAGUAGAUGAGAUUUUCAAAAUUUGCCAAGUCUUAGGGACUCCAAAGAAGAGUGACUGGCCAGAAGGAUACCACCUUGCUUCAGCCAUGAAUUUCCGUUUCCCACAGUGUGUCCCUAUAAGCCUAAAAACUCUCAUCCCAAAUGCAAGCAAUGAAGCAAUACAGCUUAUGAGUGAUACACUGAACUGGAAUCCAAAGAAAAGACCUACAGCAAGUCAGGCUUUGAAGUACCCUUAUUUUCAAGUUGGUCAAGUUUUAGGACCUCCUCCACAGUAUCUGGAGAAGCAGACUCCUAUUAAACCAGUUCAGCCAACAGAACCAAAGCCAGCUUUACCUAAACUGGAACCUAUAUCCAAGCCAGAACCUCUGUCUUCACCUGAUGGACCAGACAAAACACAGCCACAGCCUCCGUCAAAGGUUAACCACCAGCCUCUUCAGCAAAUUCAGCUGCCUCAGAAUACAGCUAACCAGCAAGUACCAAAGCAGCAGCAGCCACAGCCACAACCCUUUUUUCCAACUAUUGUUAAAAACUCAUCACCAAAUGGUGCAGUAUGUCCUAAAAGCUGCAGAAGACGAUGGGGUCAGACUAUGGUAAAGGCUAUGGACAGCUGGGAUGACUGGGAUGACCCUGAAUUUGGAAUGUCAUGUUCAAAGAAGCCUAGCAUUGCACUGUUGAAAGAAAAGAAAAACAAGGAAUUUCCAUUUAGUUUGCCAGAACCAAAAGCUUCAUGCUGUAUUCAGCCAGGAGGGGAAAAUAAGGUUCUGAUGAGAAAUGAUUCUGGAAGAUCAAAUACAUCAGCAAAACAGUACUAUCUAAGACAAUCAAGAUACCUACCUGGUGUAAACCCAAAGAGUGUCUCUUUAGCAGCAGUCAGAGAAGGAUCCCAUGGAACCUGGAACAACCAGUUGUUUUCUAAACCGCAGGCACAUACUGGAGGAGGAGUGAAUUUGAACAGAAAUACUACAGAUGAGAACUUAAUUAUACCUAUUGAAAAGCUAUCAUGCAGAGAAAGGUUGAAUGAAAAAUUUGAGGAUCCAAAAGGAAAUCCUGGCUUUGUGAGUGGUGCUGCUUACAACCCAUCAGGAGCAUAUAUCCCUUCCUUUCACAAAAAAGAAGCUGGAUCAGCAGGACAGAGGAUACAGCUAGCUCCUCUUGGUGUAUCAGGUAAGGAACAUUAUUCCUGGAAAACCAAAGCUGCUCGUGCUCAGUUACCAGCUCCCACUCUGAAUGCAGGAGCAAGAAAUAUGUCUGUAUUAACCCGCCCACCAGCAAUUCAGCCAGUACAUGGAAGAACAGACUGGGUGGCCAAAUAUGGAGGAAACAGAUAA
Indicator indicator is the source of this 1941-nucleotide messenger RNA. It is a transcript of the gene MAK, whose product is annotated as male germ cell associated kinase. Gene Ontology annotation, cellular component: cilium; cytoplasm; nucleus. The coding region runs from base 1 to 1941 and encodes 646 amino acids. Gene Ontology annotation, molecular function: ATP binding; protein serine/threonine kinase activity. Gene Ontology annotation, biological process: cilium assembly; intracellular signal transduction; protein phosphorylation. The transcript has 14 exons. The record is from RefSeq and is a predicted model, not a curated record. NCBI's taxonomy places the organism in Eukaryota, Metazoa, Chordata, Aves, Piciformes, Indicatoridae.